Messenger RNA from Pestalotiopsis fici W106-1, 1452 nucleotides. RefSeq lists its product as uncharacterized. Bases 1 to 1452 code for a protein of 483 amino acids. The record is from RefSeq and is a predicted model, not a curated record. The transcript has a single exon. Lineage: Eukaryota; Fungi; Ascomycota; Sordariomycetes; Amphisphaeriales; Sporocadaceae. Gene Ontology annotation, cellular component: membrane. Gene Ontology annotation, biological process: xenobiotic detoxification by transmembrane export across the plasma membrane. Gene Ontology annotation, molecular function: antiporter activity; xenobiotic transmembrane transporter activity.
AUGGCAACUCCUGAAUCAAGACAAGAUCGCGGCUCGCGGGCCGUCGAAGCAGAUGAGGCAGCGCCUCUUCUAGGAGACUCGGCGUCGAUUGUGUCACAGCCCUUGACAGAUCGGUCAGAACUAUGGCUUCUACUCGAAUAUUCUGCUCCCCUGAUUGCAACUUACUUCCUUCAGUAUUCUUUUACCGUAAUCACGACCCUCGUGGCCGGACAUCUGAGCUCCGAUGAUUUGGCGGCCACCAGCAUUGGUCUCACGACCGUGAAUAUCAUCGGUCUCGCCACCUUUGAGGGCAUGGCUACUGCGUUGGAUACCCUGUGUUCGCAAGCCUACGGAUCUGGAAAUCUGCAUGGUGUUGGUCUUCACGUACAACGAAUGCUGGUCCUCAUGGCCUUGGCCAUCAUACCGAUCGGUGCUGUUUGGAUAUGCUCUCCUUGGAUUCUGCCUCUCUUCGUCAAGCAGGAGCACCUGGCUGUCAUGGCUGGUUCGUUCCUCCGCGUGAGCUUGAUCGGACUUCCCGGCUAUGCAUCGUUCGAGGCGCUGAAACGGUUCCUACAAACCCAAGGUGACUGCAACGCGGCUUUGGUUGUCCUCAUCAUCUGCACGCCAGUCAACGCCUUUCUCAGCUGGUUGCUCACCUUCAAGCUUGGUAUGGGCCUCGAAGGAGCAGCUCUAGGUGCCGCGCUGUCCAACAACUUGCGCCCCAUACUGCUUCUGCUCUAUAUUGUCUUUUUUGCCAAGUGGUCUCACCAGUGCUGGGGAGGAUUCUCGCGCGAAGCUUUCACUCAUUGGGGUCCAAUGCUCCGUCUCUCCGCGGCUGGGUCUAUCGUGAACCUUGGAGAGUGGUUUGCCUUUGAGAUCUUGACCUUUAGCACCUCAUACGUCAGCAUUGAUAGCCUGGCAGCCCAGACGAUUCUCACAACUCUAUCUGUGACGGCGUGGCACAUCCCAUUCUCCAUCAGUGUUGCCAUCAGUAUACGUGUGGGCCAUCUCAUCGGCGCCGGGCUGGUCGAUGCCGCUCGGCGGGCUGCUUCGAUUUAUGCCGGAGUAUUUACAGUGGUGGGCAUCUUUGAUGCUGCUGUCAUGCUCCUGUUGCGCAAUGAGUUACCCAAAAUCUUUACUGAAGAUAGUAACGUUCGUGAACUCUGCGCGGAGGCCAUGAUCACUGUUUCCGUAUUCCAGAUCAUUGACUCCAUCAACUGUGGUACCAAUGGCAUGUUGAGGGGUCUCGGCAGGCAGUCCAUCGCUGGUUGGAUCAUUUUCCCCGUGCAGUACCUUUUUGCUGUCCCCCUUGCGGCAUGGCUAGAACUUGGCUCUCCGAACCUAAAGCUCAAUGGUCUUUGGUUAGGUCUCGCUGCCGGCUUGGUCGCUACAGCUGCAAUGGAGUGUAUCUACAUGAAAGUUACCAGGUGGCAAGAUUGCGUAGAGAGCGCAAAGUCACGGGAGGAAGCGUAA